AUGAAGUUAAGAAUCACCAUCGGCCUCGUCGUGGCCGCGCUCGCAUCUCUGGCCCAGGCCAACAUGGAUACAGAAUAUCCAAUCAUGACCCCCAUACCCACCUUCAACCACAUCAACGACACGGAGAUGCUCCUCGCGGCCCAGUGCAUCGACCAGUGGUGCAAUGAAGACGAGUUCCUCGACGCGCACACGGGCAAGAUGCGGUGCUCCACGCAGACGGAGGCGACGCUGGCCGGCGGCGAGGCCAUGGUGGCCUUCGUGUGCAACCUGGGCGGCAAGGCGCGGUGCUCGGGAUACCAGAUCGUGAAGACGCUGGCCCUGCUCCGCAAGACGGGGUCCCCCUCGGGAUGGACCAAGCUGCAGACGAGCCGCGAGAUGGGCUUCUACUUUGGCUUCGACAGGUGGUGCCCGGGCGGGUCCGGCUCUCGCUGCGGAAGCCUCUACGACCCUGUCGCCCUAGCCUGCGACAGAAACAAUGAGUGGACGAGGGGGGUACCGAUCCAGGUCGACCGCAGGAUCAGCUUCGCACCUAAGGGCGGCGAGUACCACGGCACCCGCUGGGCCACACAGGCGGCCACGGCCGCGGCCACGGCCACCCGGGGCCACUUGGGCUAUGCGACCGUCGCCCCUCCGGCCACCCCUUCGCCAUAG
Molecule: messenger RNA, 651 nt
Organism: Lasiosphaeria miniovina
Lineage: Eukaryota; Fungi; Ascomycota; Sordariomycetes; Sordariales; Lasiosphaeriaceae
Exons: 1
Coding region: 1-651 (216 amino acids)
Source: RefSeq, a predicted model, not a curated record